GCCUAUUCUUUUCCAUUUACGCGAACCAAUCAGGUGACAAUUUUCAACCCACUCUAGAAUUCAAACCGUGACCAACAACUGCACAGGAAGCUGCUCCUGAAACCUCAACACACAGGAACCAGGGCCAGGAGAGAAAAUUCUUCCAUUGUUCCUGUAGUUCACUUUUCUGACUUCAACCUUUUGUAAGAAAAGUUGCACUUAACUUCCUCCUGAGCUUUCCAAACAUCCAUGACCAGAAUACAUUGAACUAGCCCAAUUAACUGGUGUGCCUUAGCUGGAGGUAUGUGCCUCUUAAGGCAAAGAGGGUGAUCUAUCAUAAAAAGGCUCUCUCUCUCUCUCUCGUCAUCUUCAUCUUCACCACAUGAACCCAUGUGGGGACGAGAUCUGGGUUUCAGAGCUCCGAGAAUUCGGAUUCAUGGCGUUCAGAGGACACCAACCCCAAAUUCCCCUAUGCCAGAAACAAGGUCGCCGCUGCCGCUGCUGUUUCGCAGGAGGUCCAGCGGGCAGAUCAUCAGGAACAUCGCCACAGUUUCGAGCAGCCUUCUGCCAGCUUUUGGAACUGUGAUUGAUGAAGGAUACUUGAAGCUCAAGAAACAUGUCAUCGCACCUUACGACCACAGAUACAGGAUGUGGCAAACUUUCCUGGUGGUGCUGGUGGUGUACUCAGCAUGGGCAUCGAUCUUCGAGCUGGCUUUCAAGAAAGCAGCAACUGGGACGCUCUCCCAUUUCGAUCUGGUCGUGGAUGCCUUCUUUGCCAUCGACAUCGUUCUUACUUUCUUCGUGGCUUAUCUCGAUACGACCACGUAUCUUCUCGUCGAUGAUCACAAGAAGAUUGCUACUAGGUAUCUUACGAAACCAUGGUUCAUAAUGGACGUUGCCUCGACCCUACCAUUUCAGACCAUAUACAGAAUCUUCAGUCGCAGAACAAGCCAUGCAGACGUCUUUGGUUUCCUCAAUCUGCUCCGACUCUGGAGACUUCGCCGAGUCAGCCAGCUCUUCACAAGGCUGGAGAAAGACACGCGAUUCAGCUACUUCUGGACUAGGUACUUCAAGCUAGUAGGGGUUACACUAUUAGCUGUGCACUCAGCAGCAUGCGUCUACUACUGGCUGGCUUACCAUCAUCCACUAGAGGAUGACACAUGGAUUGGUUCUGAGGUCCACGGUUUCAAACACAGAAGUAUUUGGCUGGGCUACACUUAUUCCAUGUACUGGUCGAUAGUCACCCUCACCACGGUUGGUUAUGGAGACCUGCAUGCAGUAAACACAGGAGAGAAGGUUUUCAAUAUGUUUUAUAUGCUGUUCAACAUUGGUCUUACAGCUUAUAUAAUCGGAAACAUGACCAAUCUUGUUGUCCACAGUGCCGUUCGAACUUUUGCAAUGAGAGAUUCAAUCAAUGAAAUAUUGAGGUAUGCAAACAAGAACAGGCUUCCUGAAAGCUUGAAAGAGCAAAUGCUGGCACACAUGCAACUCAGGUUCAAAACAGCAGAGCUAAAGCAAGAGGAAGUUCUGGAAGAUCUUCCGAAGGCAAUAAGAUCUAGCAUAUCUCAGCAUCUAUUUCGUAAUACAGUGGAGAAUACUUACCUGUUCAAAGGAGUGUCAGAAGACCUUGUUACCCAGCUGGUGUCAGAGAUGAAAGCUGAGUACUUCCCACCGAAGGUUGAGAUUAUAUUGCAAAAUGAAAUCCCUACAGAUUUCUAUGUCCUGAUUUCUGGAGCAGUGGAUGUGAUGAGCUACAAGAAUGGUACAGAACAGUUCUUGUCAAAACUAGGAGCUGGAGAUUUGGCAGGAGAAAUUGGGGUACUGUUCAACAUUCCACAACCCUUUGUGGUGAGGACUAAGAGGCUUUCUCAAGUUGUGCGCCUGAGUCAUCAGCACUUUAAGCAAAUAGUGCAGCCACAUACCGAGGAUGGCAAGAAGAUCAUCUCCAACUUCACACAGUACCUGAAGGAACUGAAAAAGGACAUGCUGGACGAACUACCUUUCCUGACAGAAUCCUUAGAAGAAAUGGAUAUACAGGAAAGAAACCCAAAUGAUGAUCAACGAGAUGUUCAAGCAGAGAAUACCGUAGAAGAUGAAAGUACAGAAGGAACACGGGAAAGUCCUGCUUCAUUAUCGACCAAGUCUAUACGGGUAAUAAUCCACGGGCAUCAUCCAAAGGAACUUCCAACAGAGAAAUAUACCUUUGGGAAGCUGGUCUAUCUGCCAGAAACAGUUGAGGAACUUCUAGGAUUGGCAGAAAAGAAGUUUGGAAAGAGAGGAAACAAAAUCGUCGUGGAGGAUGGCACACAGGUUGAAGAUCUGGACGCCCUAAGAGAGGAUGAUCACUUGUUUAUCUUUUAGAUUGUGGACUGGCAUUCGAUACAACUCGUGGGCCUCAUCUCCCAGACACAAACUUUCAAAAGGGCUGUGAGCAUAAUAUUGCCGUCGUGUGUAAUUCCCAUAUUGUUCUCCAAUUCCAGUGAUUGUGCUCAUGUGAGUUCAACAAUGCAAUAGCCACAGGCAAAUUUGAAUGUAUAGUAAAGCUGUAACUCUUUGAAGAUUUAAUGUUUCUUAAGAACAUGUAGCCUUACUUGUCGUCAUCAAUGUCACCGAUUGAGCAUCUCCAGAACAGAAUAAGCAGCUUUCUGGAACUUCUCUUUCUCUUCGUCCAAAGCUUUCUUCCUCUCCAUAGCCGCUUCUUUGCAUUUCCCAAUCUCCUCCGUCACUCCAGCAGAGUUCUGGUCCAUUUCGCUGCAAACACAGGCAUGCUACAGCGUCAGAGAGGAAACUGGAAUCCAAUUCCAACCUAGGGCUUUCUUAUCCGUCCACCUUGCCAUCUUAAGCAUAUCCGCCAUCACUUUCUGGACCUGCUGGGAAACGAACCAUAGAUGAUAGAUGUGAGCUCCAAUUCAGUUUCCGAAGACGGAGCGAGAACCAUCGCGGAGGCGGAUCCUGUAGGCGAAGCAGACAUUGUUGAUCGGAGUUGCUUGAGAGUCGUGAGUGGAAUCGGAACCUCUUGGAAACCGUUCGAAACUUUGAAAUUUCGAUGAACGCGAGCUGGCGGGAGCGCAAGUUUUCG
Molecule: messenger RNA, 3058 nt
Organism: Linum tenue
Lineage: Eukaryota; Viridiplantae; Streptophyta; Magnoliopsida; Malpighiales; Linaceae
Source: the annotation of a GenBank genome assembly